This is a messenger RNA of Gasterosteus aculeatus aculeatus (three-spined stickleback), 2886 nucleotides long. It is a transcript of the gene kdf1b, whose product is annotated as keratinocyte differentiation factor 1b. The record is from RefSeq and is a predicted model, not a curated record. Gene Ontology annotation, cellular component: cell junction. NCBI's taxonomy places the organism in Eukaryota, Metazoa, Chordata, Actinopteri, Perciformes, Gasterosteidae. Gene Ontology annotation, biological process: regulation of epidermal cell division; keratinocyte development.
ACCGGAAGUCCAGUCUCCCGUUCAAGCUACCUGGGGCUUUUCCUCUACCUUGACGCUCAGGUACGGAGCAGGUAGAACAACUCGACUGAAACAGAUAAUUUCGAGCGGAGUUGACAAUUUGGGACCUUCAAAAACGGAUUUCAGCCGGACAUGUGCGGCGUGAGGGGGCGAAGACGACAGUAAUUCGGAAGUCAGUCGUUGGACGCACCGUGUAAACGAUUUCGUGGAGGAGGGGGGGGGGGUUGAGUCAUGUCUGCCGGCGGUUCGAGGCACAGCUAUAAGCACGGCACCGGACGGAGCAGCAGCCAGAGGUCGUCCUACGAGGAGCGCUGCGUUGACCCUGUGGAGGAGAGGCUCCCCACCCCGGAGCCAAAGUCGGAACACAAAGCUCACCUGAAAGAUGCCAACGGGAAGGAGUCUGAAACCAUCGGCUUCAUCCCCGGCUCAGCCGACCCGUCUGCUGCGACGCACACUUGCAAUCCCUGCUCUCCUCAAAGGAGCUGCAGGACCUUCGUGUGCAGCGUGCUCACCUGCGGCCUCUACGGGGUCUGCCGGCGUUCCGUUCUGGCGCCGUGCCUGGCGCCGGACGAGAGCUCCCCGGACCAACCGGAGACGGUGAGCCUCCGGUCGGCGGGCCCGGAAGACAACAAAGAGGACGACGGCACGGACUGGCUCGGGGACGUUUGCAUCGACGGAGUCCGGGUCGACAGUGCGAGAGAGUAUUUGGAGCUCGAUGCUAAAUCUCCAUCGUACGUGCAGCCGAGCCGAACGCAGCCCAGCCACCCGUCCCUGCACGAGUCCAUGAGGUUCGACGGGUGGGAGGACAGCGAGGAGAACGUGGACUCUCUGAUCACCAAGAAGCUGCUGGAGCUCUACUCCGAGUACCAGAUCGAGGAGUUGGCCCGGUGCACCUCUGACUCGGUGUUCCUGAGGAAGAGCAGGGCCAUCGACCAGCUCAUCAACUCGCUGGCGGAGGAGCACAAGAUGGACGAGCAGGAGGCGGAAUGUCGGCUGGUGCGCGGCAUCAUUCGCAUCAGCACCAGGAAGAGCGCCAAGAGGAGGCCGCGCCCCUCCAGGAACGAGAGGACGCUUUCGGACAGCGGGAACGAGACGAUGAGGGAGAGCGAUUCCUUCUUGUUAAGCAACAACAAUGAUUACAAAUCAAAUCCAAACAUUCAAAUAUCCGAUCUGACUUCCUCUGACAAGUGUGCCAGAGAGAUGUGGCGAGCCAAUGGAGGUCAUACUUCCAGUUCUCCAACGGCCUACUCGCCUUCUCGCGCCGAGACCACGUCUUCGGGCGUCCCGCUAAGUUGCACCUCUGUGAGGACGUGAGGACAAAGGAUGCGAUUGGCCCGGCUGUCUGCACGAGGACGCGUUGAAACGUGACGCGGCGGAGCGGAAUGAAAAUGUGAAUAUCCACAUUGUCGGAAGGACGUCAGUGAACUCGGGGCUCUCUCUCCCUCUCUGUGUGUAGAUGUUUGGAUCUUACGUGCGUGUUUGAAGGAUUCCUUGGUGGAGCUUUUAUUGAGUCAAAGCGUCCCGUCGUCCUUGAAGGAGAGUUUGUCCAUUAUAGCUGACUCGUUUUGGCUGUUCUUAAGCAACGUUUAUUUAGUUCUGUAAGUUGUGUGAAUAUACAUGUAUUUCUUUUACAAAUUUCCUCAUCUUGUCUUAAAUUUUGUUUUUAAAUAAUUUGUGUAAUUUUAAAAUCGAUUCAAUGUUUUCAAUCCAGUGGUUGUGUAUCUCACAUUCCCACUCAGUGACUCCAGAUGAACGACUGAAUGGUCUCCUGGAGUUUUUAUCAUGAUGGAACAUGCGCGGUGUGGCCACGGCGUGAAUGGAUGAAGUAAUAUUAUCGAGCAGGAAGAAGAGGUUUAAUGGCUUAAAUAUUUUAAUUCUAAUAUUAAUGGAUUUAUGUGGUUGCCCGAUGGUACAGUAGAAGAAAUUACAAGCCACAGCUUAGCAUUUAAACUACAGGUAGCUAGCCUGGUUCUAUCCGGCGUUUCUCCUCACGCACCAGAUUAUUCCUUGGAUACGAUGUGACAUUCUUACAGUUUUUUUUUGGUCCGUAUUCAUCAGAGAUAAGACACAACCUGUUAAUAAGGGCGCUCCAGAGAUUGUGGUUGGAGUGUUUUGUUAUCUUUGGACCGAGCCAGGCUCGCUGUUUAGCACAGUUUCAGACCUAAUGCUAAGCUAAGCUAUCUGGCUUUAGGCUCCAUACUGGCUGUACACAUAUGAAAGUGGUCUCCCCUUUGCCAAGUAAAUAUUUGUUUUCUUCCCCCAACGAGAGAAAAUAUAUUGUGAAAAUGUUUGCUAGUGUGAGGUUCAUGACAUUCAUGUAGCGUGGGGCCUGUUUUUCUUUACUUAAAGCAGGUUGUUUGUAGUGUAACAAAUAUAUAAAGUGUGUGAUUGUGAAAAAGCUGGUGUUUGCUGCAGCUAUAGCCUCAUGUUGUGUACUAGAAUGAUAAUGUCAUAAAUGUGACUCAACGAGUGAAGGGCUCUGAUGGGAAUCCUGCCAGAUGACUCAGUGGAAUUUAUUCAGCGCCGAGGAAUUCUUAUCAUUAUUGGCUUGUCUUCGCUUUGUAAUACCUCCCAGUGAACAUACACGGGACGCCAAUCCACAUGUUUUAAGUGUGUGUUUUAACUGUCCAGAUUACACUACUGCCUCCCAGGAUCCAUCCUCUUGUGCCCCAUUUCAAUGGUAAUUAUGAGGACAUGUGUUUGCGACAGAUAAUCGAGGUCAGGAACUUACAGCAUCAGCGCAGUCAUAAUGAAAUGGUGGGAAACUGGUUGUUCAGGUUGUGACCAAGAAGCAGAAAAUGCUAAAAAGAAACAAUCAUCCUUUACCUGAUUUGUUGCUUUACAUGUAAUAAAGUGAAAUAAAAAGAA